Molecule: messenger RNA, 3957 nt
Organism: Harmonia axyridis
Lineage: Eukaryota; Metazoa; Arthropoda; Insecta; Coleoptera; Coccinellidae
Product: pyruvate carboxylase, mitochondrial
Exons: 15
Coding region: 195-3761 (1188 amino acids)
Biological process (GO): gluconeogenesis; pyruvate metabolic process
Cellular component (GO): cytoplasm
Molecular function (GO): pyruvate carboxylase activity; ATP binding; metal ion binding
Source: RefSeq, a predicted model, not a curated record
GCAUGGCAAGUUGAGUUGUCCUGGUGGAAAUCCUCUCCAUGAGUUGAAUUUUAUUUCAUGACAAUCACGCCAGUUUGGUACAGUUCGCGGUGAGGUGAGGUUAUCGUAACUGUGCCAGUUGAAAUUUUUUCGUCCGAAAUAAUCGUAUAUAAAGGUAACCUCAUCAAAAAGGAAGUUUUUGAUUCCUUAAUAAAAUGUUUAUUCGUUUAACCACUCCAAGCUCCCUGUUAAGAUUGAAAGUACAUACAAAAUGUACAAGCUGGUCCAAAUGUUUUUAUUCCACAAAGAUCGAGUACAAACCUAUCCGAAGUGUCCUUGUUGCAAACAGAGGUGAGAUUGCUGUUCGAGUGUUCAGAGCUUGUAAUGAAUUGGGCAUCAAGUCGGUGGCUAUCUAUUCAAAAGAAGAUAGAGCACACAUUCAUAGAUUGAAGGCAGAUGAAAGUUACAUAGUUGGAGAAGGUUUGCCCCCUGUAGAGGCAUAUCUAAACAUUCCUGAAAUAAUCAGGAUCUGUAAAGAUCAUGGAAUUGAUGCUGUCCAUCCUGGAUAUGGUUUUCUAUCAGAAAGAUCAGAUUUUGCACAGGCAGUCAUUGAUGCUGGAAUUAGAUUCAUUGGACCAUCUCCUAAGGUGGUUCAACAGAUGGGCGACAAAGUAGCUGCCAGAGAGGCUGCCAUUGCUGCCGGUGUACCUAUAGUACCAGGUACUGAUGGACCGAUUACCACAAAGGAAGAAGCCAGAGAAUUCUGUGCAACCUAUGGACUCCCUGUCAUUUUCAAGGCAGCAUAUGGAGGUGGAGGUAGGGGUAUGAGAGUUGUGAGGAAAAUGGAAGAAGUUGAAGAGAACUUCAUUAGAGCGUCUUCUGAGGCAGAAAAGGCGUUUGGAAAUGGUGCUAUGUUCAUUGAGAAAUUCAUUGAGAGACCCAGACAUAUAGAGGUUCAGUUACUGGGUGACAAGGCCGGUAACAUAGUCCAUCUGUAUGAAAGGGACUGUUCUGUUCAAAGAAGACAUCAAAAGGUUGUGGAAAUGGCUCCUGCCCCUCAUUUGGAUCCUGCCAUACGAAAUAAGAUGACUGAAUUAGCUGUAAAGCUUGCGAAACAUGUGGGAUAUGAGAAUGCUGGUACAGUCGAGUUCCUUUGUGAUAGUAAAGGAAAUUUCUAUUUCAUUGAAGUUAAUGCAAGGUUACAAGUAGAACAUACUGUAACAGAAGAAAUAACCGGUAUUGACUUGGUACAGUCCCAGAUAAGGAUUGCUGAGGGAAUGACACUUCCAGAAAUGGGAAUCAAACAAGAAACUAUUAAGCCUGACGGUUUUGCCAUUCAAUGUCGUGUGACUACUGAAGAUCCUGCCAAAAACUUCCAACCUGACACUGGGCGUAUCGAAGUAUUUAGAUCAGGUGAAGGAAUGGGUAUUCGUUUAGAUGGAGCCAGUGCAUUUGCUGGUGCAAUAAUAUCGCCCUAUUAUGAUUCAUUAUUGGUGAAAAUCAUAGCUCAUUCCAAAGAUCUCCAAUCGUCUUGUGCAAAAAUGAACAGAGCUCUCCGAGAAUUCAGAGUGAGAGGUGUUAAAACUAAUAUUCCCUUCUUGCUGAAUGUACUAGAGAAUCAGAAGUUUUUGAAUGGAUCUGUUGACACAUAUUUCAUCGAUGAAAAUCCUCAACUAUUCAAAUUUGCCCAAACUCAGAACAGGGCUCAAAAAUUGCUUAAUUAUUUAGCUGAAGUAUUGGUGAAUGGACCACAAACACCUCUGGCUACAAAUUUGAAACCAAGUGAAAUAAAACCACAUGUGCCUGAAGUAUCUAGGGAGUACUUGGGUCCUAAGUGUCCAGAAAGUAGCAAACCACCAAAAGGUCUCCGACAAAUCUAUAAAGAGCAAGGCCCUGAAGCUUUUGCAAAAGCUGUCAGAUCUAGGAAGAACCUACUGCUGAUGGAUACAACAUUUAGGGAUGCCCACCAGUCACUUCUAGCUACUAGAGUCCGUACUCACGAUUUACUGAAGAUAUCACCCUUCGUUUCUCAUAAUUUCAGCCAACUCUACUCCAUGGAGAAUUGGGGAGGAGCCACUUUUGAUGUAGCAUUGAGAUUUUUACAUGAAUGUCCUUGGGAGAGAUUGGAAGAAAUGAGAGCUUUGAUUCCCAAUAUUCCUUUCCAGAUGCUGUUAAGAGGUGCCAAUGCAGUUGGUUAUACCAAUUAUCCAGACAAUGUUGUGUUCAAGUUUUGUGAAUUAGCCGUACAAACUGGAAUGGAUGUAUUCAGAGUUUUCGAUUCUCUCAACUACUUGCCCAACAUUCUGGUAGGAAUGGAGGCAGCUGGUAAGGCUGGAGGAAUAGUAGAAGGUACCAUUUCAUAUUCGGGAGAUGUUAGCGAUCCAAAGAAGAAAAAAUAUGACUUGAAUUACUAUUUGAAACUAGCCGAGGAAUUGGUUAAAGGUGGUACUCACGUGCUGGCAAUUAAAGAUAUGGCUGGACUGCUUAAACCUAAAGCUGGAAAACUUCUAGUAACAGCUCUCCGUGACAAGUAUCCAGAUCUACCCAUUCACAUUCAUACUCACGAUACCAGUGGAGCUGGAGUUGCAGCCAUGUUAGCAUGUGCUGAAGCUGGAGCAGAUGUUGUAGAUGUUGCAGUUGAUUCAAUGUCAGGACUUACUAGUCAACCAUCUAUGGGAGCAAUUGUAGCUAGUUUACAGGGAACUGACUUAGAUACAGGUUUGGCACUGGACAAAAUUUCAGAAUAUUCGGCUUAUUGGGAACAAACAAGAACAUUGUACGGGCCUUUUGAAUGUACCACCACCAUGAGAAGUGGAAAUGCUGACGUAUACAACAAUGAGAUACCUGGAGGACAAUACACCAACCUACAAUUCCAAGCCUAUUCAUUAGGUCUAGGAGACUUCUUUGAAGAUGUUAAGAAAGCAUAUGCUGAAGCUAACCAACUUCUUGGUGAUAUAAUCAAAGUAACCCCAAGUUCUAAAGUCGUAGGAGACCUUGCUCAGUUCAUGGUGCAAAACAAACUGAAGAGUCAAGACGUUUUGGAUAAAGCUGAAGAACUGUCAUUCCCUAAAUCGGUUGUGGAGUACUUGCAAGGCCACAUUGGGCAACCUUACGGAGGUUUCCCAGAACCUCUCAGAUCGAAGAUUCUAAGAGAUAUGCCCAGAAUUGAAGGCAGACCUGGUGCUUCUUUAUCGCCUCUAGAUUUCAAGAAACUAGGUUCAGAUUUGAAAGAAACUUUCCCUAAUUCGAAUGAUAGGGAUGUAGUUUCUGCAGCACUUUAUCCACAAGUUACCAACGAAUAUCUUGCAUUCAAGGAGAAAUUUGGCCCAGUUGAUAAACUAGAUACUAGAAUGUUCCUUGUUGGUCCAAAAGUAGGUGAAGAAUUUGAAGUAACAAUUGAACAAGGAAAGACCCUAGGUAUUAAGACAUUAGCCAUGGCUGAAGACUUAACUGAAAACGGGGAAAGAGAAGUAUUCUUCGAACUGAACGGAACAUUGAGGUCAGUUUAUAUAAGAGACAAAGAUGCAGGCAAAGAAAUUGAGGUACAUCCUAAAGCGAACAAAGCAAACAAAAAUGAAGUUGGAGCACCAAUGCCUGGACAAGUUAUAGAUAUAAGAAUUAAAGUAGGAGAUAAGGUUGAAAAAGGAACUCCAUUGGUUAUCCUUUCUGCAAUGAAGAUGGAGACUGUAGUACAAAGUCCUGUAGCAGGAAUUGUCAAAACAAUUGAGGUUAACAUGGGUAUGAAGUUAGAAGCAGAAGAUUUGCUGAUCACAGUUGAAUAAAAAGGUUAUUCAGAUCUAAAAUUUUAAUCCAGUUCAAUUUAUUGUUGGUCCUUUUUUUGUUAAGUUUGUGAUUAUACCAUUUUAUUGAAUAAUUUUAUAUUGAUCCUAGUAAUUGUUCCAAGAUAUUUGAAAUUUUUGAAUUGUUAUAUACUGGCGAUAUACUUUUGUUACAAAUAUAUAUAUUUUUUAUACUCGA